GAUAUCCUUGGCUGCUGGACCAGCCUCACACCUCCAGCUUCAUCGACAGGCUUCCAGAAAUUGCGUUAAUGUGGUGCAUUUAUCUGUUCUGCCUGAUCUUCAAUCUCAAUGCGUCCUACAGCGGCGAGGAUGAGGUUGAAGGUUGCAAGACAUUCUGGACAUUCAGAUUUCUUGCAUCUCUCUUCAUCGGCCUGUUCAUAGGUGGAUUCAGUUUUUUCGGCCACGUACGAUGUUUUGCGUGGCUCCUCGCGUCUCCGCUCAUCCGCCAAAUCCACAUGUUCCUCAUGCAUCAUGAGUGCAUGGAGAAGCCGCCCAUGUAUCUCUACCUCACUGAUGGGGGCCCUGUCGAGGACCUAGGACUGGUUCAGCUUCUGAGGCGGCGGCGCCGGUGGAUCUUGUCCUUUGACGUUGGAGACGACCCUGCCUGUGAAUUCAUUGAUCUUCGUACAGCCAUCGCGCUGGCACGCAAGGAGCGUAUUUGCAGUUUCUACCUGGCCGAGGAUCCACGGCGAGACUUGGAAGGGGUGUUGGAUGAUUUUGCCAAAGGCCGCGAACGCUUCCUUCAUCUCGGUGUCCUUUACAACGACUCCUUAGCGACAAGCUCGAGACGAGAGAUCGGCGAGAUCUUCCACGUCCGAAUGCGUCUUCUUGACCCUCCGUCAGGCGUCCCGGUCCAGCCGCUAGUGCAGACCGAGGAGGUCACGUCGCAAAGGUCUGUGCUGUCAGCGUCAAGCCGAAUGGUCCAUCUCCAUCCGCUCAAUGCGGACUUGGAGCUGGCUUCUGCAGCAAAUGGCAUGAUGCAGGACUAUUCCGUGACGGUGUCGCAGACUUCAGGCAGCUCAGAUGGCACGCCCACCCAGAAGAGGGCGGAGCUUGGAGGCAUUUGCUGUGAAUGCUGCCACGAGUGGGCUCACGGGGGCGCGUGCGGCGCCUUUCCGAAUACCCACACUGUCAACCAGUUCUUCACGCCGAAGGCGUGUCUACUGGAGUGCGGAAUGAAAAUGGCGAUGAGUAGGAUCAUACGGAUGACGGUAUCAGUGACAGUGGCAUUGUAG
Symbiodinium pilosum is the source of this 1055-nucleotide messenger RNA. Lineage: Eukaryota; Dinophyceae; Suessiales; Symbiodiniaceae. The record is from the annotation of a GenBank genome assembly.